CACACCCCAGAUCUCGCGAGAUCUGAGAAGCGGAAAAAAUGGCGCCGACGUGAUCGAGAUCCCGCGUCGCCGAAGAAGUCUCCCCUGCUGCAGCCGGAGCCAUCGAAGGCACGGGACCCAGAGGUCGAACUGAGUGGAGGAUGGCCUGGCUUUGCUUGAGCCACGCCCACUCUGCUCGAGUUCAGCCCCUAAACUUCACACAUCCUGGCCCCGAGCAUCUCCGAGAUCGUCUGUCUGCACAGCUCUAGUUCGGCCGGCAUUCCCCAUCAUCACACAAUCCACUCUAGGCCUUGUGGCAUUUUCCAAGUUGCUCCCAGGCCGGACCCUCGCCCUCUCCCCUAGGCCACGCCUUCACCCCGUGGUGCCUCUCUCCUCCCAAAGGAGGAACCGUCCAAGCCCAGUCCGGACAUGCUAGCCACUGCAGAGUCCAGCUCCAGUGAGACUGACAAGGAGGUGGUGUCUCCAGAUGUGACAGCUACAGCCACUUUCUCUUCUGUGGGGGAGCCAGGCCCUAACCCCACAGCCAUACCACCAGUGUGGGACCGUGGAGGACCUCCGCAGCAGGUUGCUUCCCCAGCCGUAGACAGCUGCCAGCCUGGCUCAGCCAGCACAGGUGUGGGGACCAAUGAGGACCUGAGGUUGCCCAGACGACGUCCUCCACCAGGGAAACAGAUACCCUGCUCUAGCCCUGGCUGCUGCCUCAGUUUCCCCAGCAUUCGUGAUCUGGCACAGCAUCUCCGUACCCACUGCCCGCCCACACAGUCACUGGAAGGCAAACUCUUCCGAUGCUCAGCCCUGAGCUGCACUGAGAGUUUCCCCAGCAUGCAGGAGCUGGUAGCCCACGGCAAGCUGCAUUACAAGCCCAACCGCUACUUCAAGUGUGAGAAUUGCCUCCUGCGCUUCCGCACUCACCGAUCGCUCUUCAAGCAUCUGCAUGUUUGUGCAGAGCAUGCUCAGAGCCCAGCCCCGCCACCACCCCCUGCCCUGGACAAAGAGCCACCUGUGCCCGAACGCCCCCCAGAAUCCGACCCUUCGUCUACUCUGAGCCUGCCAUUCCCACUACUUGAGCCUUUCACCUCUGCCCCCACUGGGCCGUUCCUUCCCUACUUGAACCCUGCGCCCUUUGGCCUGAGUCCUCCGAGACUGCGCCCAUUCCUGGCUGCUGCUCCAGGACCACCAGCCUCCAGCACUGCCAUCUGGAAAAAGAGUCAAGGUGCUGCCGGAAGUCCCAGAAGACCUCAGGGUGGCUCCGAUGCGCCCUCAGGGUACGUGGCCCCCAGCCGCAUCGUGUGGGAACACACGCGUGGCCGCUACUCGUGCAUGCAGUGCGACUUCUCCACGGCCUCACGGCCCGCCAUGACACUACACCUCCAGGACCACCGCCCCGGCGCCCCCACAGCCCUGGCGCCUGGGUCCCUUCAUGCCAAAACCCAGGAGAGUAAGGCUGAGGAAUGCUCAGGCAUGGAGCUAGAGGCAAGGGGUGAGGCCCAAGCUCAGCUGCCCCCUCCUCAAUUCCACAAAAACCCAACCUCAUUUGCUCCUGGGGUGUCACAACUGUCAGAGGGGGAGCGUCCCAUUUUCUCACAGCUUUGAACCAGCUGUGUUGGGCUGGGUGGAAGGGCCUGCAGAGAUUUUUUGUAAUUUGAGGAAGGAGGGGACAAUAAAAGAGGCAAGGUGA
Peromyscus leucopus (white-footed mouse) is the source of this 1678-nucleotide messenger RNA. It is a transcript of the gene Znf414, whose product is annotated as zinc finger protein 414. Bases 409 to 1593 code for a protein of 394 amino acids. The record is from RefSeq and is a predicted model, not a curated record. Lineage: Eukaryota; Metazoa; Chordata; Mammalia; Rodentia; Cricetidae. The transcript has 8 exons.